AUAUAUAUAUAUUUUUUAUUUAAACCGUUAACUAAUAUCCUUACCUUGCUUAUUCUUUUGGAGAUUGACAAAAAAAUGGAAGGAGAAUGGUUGGCUAGUCUUAAUAAAUUAGCAAAAAAUGAAGAAAUCGAAGAGCACGAAUAUCAUGCGUCGCUAAAUAAAGAUGUAAGGGAGGAGAAGAUAAUAUAUUCCAGCCACCUGCUAGAAUCACGUAAAUCCAAGCACAAAAUCAACAUAGAGGUAGAGACGAGAACUACCUCAACUGAUCCGAUAAUAGAUACAAAAGACAAAGACGUAUUUAAUCAACCACCAUCGAAAAGAGUCAAGAAUGAUGAACCCGAACAACAACGAAAUCCAGAAACUAAUGGAGAGGUACGACACCAUGUUUUCAAUGUAUGUUCUGCAACAAACCAUCAUGCGUAGUAAAUUAACUUUUUCUUCUCAAUAUCUAGAUCCCAGCUCACGAUGAUAAAAGUAACAAUGAGAGUAUUAUGAGCGAUUCGCCAAUUUACGACGAAUUUGCAAGGGAGAUGAAGGUGGCUGAUGAAACCAAUGAAUAUUACUCUGAUCCGGAAUCUACGGAAUCUGUUAAUAAUGAUGAUGUUGACUACGUUUAUAGUUCAGAAUCUUCGUCCUGUGAUGUUGUAGAGAAGACAAAGAUAGAGUUCACUGAAUUCGAAAAGACAUACUUAAAAAUGAAUGACUCGGACAAAUGGAAACUUUCUACGGGAAAGAU
Molecule: messenger RNA, 736 nt
Organism: Rhizophagus irregularis DAOM 181602=DAOM 197198
Lineage: Eukaryota; Fungi; Glomeromycota; Glomeromycetes; Glomerales; Glomeraceae
Source: RefSeq, a predicted model, not a curated record